AUGGGUGCAAGUGGAAAGCUCCUCCGCACGCCCUGCAGCUUCUCGCAGCUCCAGACUCGCCCGCUCUCCGUCGUCCGACAUUCGAUACGGCGAGCACACCACCUGCACGAUUCCUUCCUGAUCUACGCUCCCGCCGCCAGACUGGGCAGCAUAAUAUCCCGCGCAGCAUCGUCAUCCUCCCCGUCGACCUCCACUCCACACGUCGCCGCCGACCGAAUCGUGCGACCGCUCGUCCCUCCACCGCGUGAAGGGUCGGGGCCUCUGCUCUCCCGCCGCCCAGACCGGGCCCUGCCUGAGCUGCCUCGACCGAUCUCAGUCUGGCUCAAGACACUCCCGGUGUUCAUCGUGCUGGUGACGGUGGCGUCGCUGGCCAUCUUCAACUACGAGAAGUCGUCGUCCUCGACAGUCAAUUCGAUCCUGUACGCACUGCGUACCAACGAGCACGCCCGCGAGCUGCUCGGCGACGAGAUCUACUUUGCCAGCCAGGUGCCCUGGAUCAGCGGCGAGCUGUCGCCCCUGCAGGGCGUCAUCGACAUCAGCUUCUGGGUGAAGGGAACCCGGGGCAAGGCUAAGACGAAGUUCGUCAGUCUGCGACGAGGCCGCGGCGGGUUCUUCGAGACCUUGGAGUGGAGUCUACAGAUGGAGGACGGAACCGUGGUGCAGUUGCUUGAAAAGGAGGGCACGAGAGAUCCCUUGGCGGGCCAGAGGUUUGACUAG
Molecule: messenger RNA, 717 nt
Organism: Fonsecaea erecta
Lineage: Eukaryota; Fungi; Ascomycota; Eurotiomycetes; Chaetothyriales; Herpotrichiellaceae
Exons: 1
Coding region: 1-717 (238 amino acids)
Biological process (GO): mitochondrial respiratory chain complex IV assembly
Cellular component (GO): mitochondrial inner membrane
Source: RefSeq, a predicted model, not a curated record